UGCUGCGCCACGACCGCCCACUUCUAAAAAUACACCAGAGUCGCAAACCUUAUUUUGUCGGCCCUCGAACCCCCCAUACCCUCCCUCUUCGAUUUCGAUCUCCUGUAACAGCAAUGUCAUCAGACGCACGACCACCAAACUCCACACCUGCGACCGAAACACCUGAUCAUGAACAACAGGCGACAGAGCUGGACGCCCUCGCACCCCCCCUAAAACCCUUCUGGAUCUCCAAAUACAAAUCCGAAGCCGCAAAACAUUGGGAUCUAUUCUACAAACGCAACACUACAAACUUCUUCCGCGACCGUCACUGGCUCGACCGCGAAUUCUCCUCUAUUCUCUCCUCGGGGCCCAUCGUCGCGCUCGAGGUAGGUUGUGGAGUUGGGAAUAUGGCAUUUCCGGCUUUGGAGAGGAAUCCGGAAUUGACGAUGUGGUGUUGUGAUUUCUCGCGGAGGGCGGUGGAGUUCGUGAAGGCGAAUCCGGGGUAUGAGGGGGGGCAGGGGAGGUGUCGGGCGUUUGUUUGUGAUAUUGCGCGGGAGGCGUUGGUGGAGCAUAUUCCACCACAGAGCAUCGAUGUGCUGAGUUGUAUUUUUGUGUUGUCUGCUAUACCGCCAGAACUGCAUGUGGAAACCCUCAAGAACUUGGCGAGCGUGAUGAAGCCGAACGGGACCCUUAUCUUUCGGGAUUAUGCCACAAACGACCUCGCCCAACUCCGCUUCCUCUCCCAGAAAGAAAUCCCGAAACUCGACUCGAACCUUUAUGUUAGGGGGGACUCGACGAUGUCUUACUUUUUCGAGGAGGAGUAUCUGAGGGGCGCGAUGAAAGAGUGUGGGGAAUUUGUGGAGGAAGUGUUGGAGAGGAAGGGGAUCGAGGUGGAGAAUCGGAAGAGGGAGUUGGUUAUGGAGAGGAGUUUUUUGCAGGGGGUUUGGAGGAGGAAGUAGGGAUCAGACGAAGACUACGACGAAAAGGCUAGGCAGGAAGAGAAAGAGGCACGCAAAAGCCAGCCGGCGAGCCACCGAGCGCGUGAGGAGCAGCAUGUACCGUGAUGGACAAACGGACGGAACUCAAGGCGGACGUGCCAUCUUGGACGAGAGAUCAACGUCAAUGAUCCGGAUAGAACGUGGCAUCAGUGGACGGUGAUAGCAUAGAUAGCCCUCCGUUGAAGAAUCUGCGAUAGACAAGAAACUGACACAGCGAUCAACACUCA
Molecule: messenger RNA, 1204 nt
Organism: Saitoella complicata NRRL Y-17804
Lineage: Eukaryota; Fungi; Ascomycota; Saitoellomycetes; Saitoellales; Saitoellaceae
Product: methyltransferase-like protein
Exons: 1
Coding region: 114-938 (274 amino acids)
Source: RefSeq, a predicted model, not a curated record